GCUACCUUUUCUUACGCUACGGAUACCGUACUUGCGUACCUAUCUUCCUAAGCUUACCUCACCUCGACCGUCUCGACUGUCGGUCCCUUCCUUCCUUACCUUAGCUUACACGGGCCACACUUUCCCUUCCCCCCUUUGGACCUACCUAUAUCAACUUGGACACCUACUUCCUUCCACCUGCUUGCUCGCCCAACUUUUUUUUUCCUCCCACCCACAUUCGCAUUCCAUCAUUGUUUUUCUUCCCAUCAAGCUCGACUUCUGCGAAUCUCUGCGACUCUCCUCCAUCUUCGCACCUUCAUCACCGGUCAAGAUCUUUUACGCGUUGACCAAUUCUUUCCCUCAUAACCUACCACAAUCAAUUCUACCUCGUAUCCUACUCAUCACCACCCGACCGAUCGCAAGAAUGGCCGCCGCUCGCUCUGCCUUCCGUCUCACCACCCGCUUCGCUCCUCGCGUCGCCAUUCGCAGCCAGGCUGCCCGCCCCUUCUCUGUCUCUGCUCGCGCCUUCAAGAGCGAUGUUGUCAGCGAGAAGGAGGUUCCUGUCUCUGUCUACGCUCCCGAUGCCAAGGGCACUGGUCAAUCCGAUCACUUCUCCAUCCCCGUCCGCGAGCACGACUCUCGCCCUCCCACCGAGUCCCCCGUCCCCGGCCCUGAGAACGACGAUGUCGUCCCCCUCACCCGUAAGACCUUCGACUCUAUGCCUCCCAUGAUGCAGAGGCUCUCUGUCAUGGGUAAGACCAUUGUGGUCACAGGUGGUGCCCGUGGUCUGGGCAACUACAUGGCUCGUGCCUGCGCUGAGGCCGGUGCCAAGGCCCUGGUCAUCUUCGAUGCCAACCAGGAGUUGGGUGACGAGGCUGCUGCUGAGCUGCACCAGAAGACUGGCUUGCCCGUCACCUUCUUUAAGGUGGAUGUCCGUGACGGCGCUGCCAUUAACGCUGCAGUCGACUCGGUGGUUGAGCUCUACGGCGCUCCUGAUGUUCUGGUCAACUCUGCCGGUAUCGCUGACUCCAACAUCAAGGCCGAGACUUACGACCCCGCCAUGUUCCGCCGUCUUAUCGACAUCAACCUGACUGGUUCCUUCCUCAUGUCCCAGGCUGUUGGCCGCGCCAUGAUGAAGGCUGGCAAGCCUGGCUCCAUCAUCCUGGUCGCCUCCAUGUCUGGCAGCAUUGUCAACUACCCCCAGGAGCAGUCCUGCUACAACGCCUCCAAGGCCGGUGUCAUCCAGUUCGGCAAGUCCCUUGCUGCUGAGUGGGCCAAGUACAACAUUCGCGUCAACUGCAUCUCCCCUGGCUACAUGGACACUGCCCUCAACCGUGUCCCUGCCCUUGACGCCCAGAAGAAGAUCUGGAAGUCCAUGACUCCCCAGGACCGCCUUGGUGCUGUCGACGACCUCAACGGUCUCUGCGUCUUCCUGGCUUCCGAUGCCUCCAGCUUCAUGACUGGAUCCAACGUCAUCAUUGACGGUGGUUACACUUGCUACUAAGCCCGUGCAUCAAGUAUGGCCAUUCCCCGAGCUUUGCUUUGUUGCAUUGCCCUGGGGCAGGUCAGCAUGUACCUGGCGAGUAUUGAGCUUGCAGGCUGCGUCCCGUCAUGCAGCUACGAUCAAGAGCAUCGCUGACCCACGCAGACGGUAUGUUUGCCAUGGGCAAAUGUGAUACCGGUGGAACCAGCAUCAUCGCUCCGACAUGGUCGCCUACACUACGGCGACUUCGUGCCGAUUUCUUACUGUCAAUGCUUUAUUUUUCCUUUUGCAGACCCGACAAAAGUCUUCCGGGACUAUACCCCCCAGUGGUCCAAGGGUCACACAGCACCCAUUCAGUUCAUUGACUUUCGACUGUCAGCCAUCAUUUCUCUCUCUCUCUCUCUCUCU
Molecule: messenger RNA, 1870 nt
Organism: Colletotrichum phormii
Lineage: Eukaryota; Fungi; Ascomycota; Sordariomycetes; Glomerellales; Glomerellaceae
Product: short-chain dehydrogenase
Exons: 3
Coding region: 404-1483 (359 amino acids)
Molecular function (GO): oxidoreductase activity, acting on the CH-OH group of donors, NAD or NADP as acceptor
Source: RefSeq, a predicted model, not a curated record